Molecule: messenger RNA, 2362 nt
Organism: Arachis stenosperma
Lineage: Eukaryota; Viridiplantae; Streptophyta; Magnoliopsida; Fabales; Fabaceae
Product: phosphoenolpyruvate carboxykinase (ATP) 1
Exons: 11
Coding region: 150-2138 (662 amino acids)
Biological process (GO): gluconeogenesis
Cellular component (GO): cytosol
Molecular function (GO): ATP binding; phosphoenolpyruvate carboxykinase (ATP) activity
Source: RefSeq, a predicted model, not a curated record
UUGUUCAUACCUCACUCGAAAAAAUUAAACAGCACAAAAUCUUUCCACUUUCCAUGUUUAUUUCUCCUUCCAUUUCCUUCGUUUAUCAUUAUUAGAUCUUUCUUCUCUCAUUUCCAAUCUCUGGGGUUUAUUAUACAAGUGUGUAGAAGAUGGCAUCAAGCGGAAAUGGAAACGUGGCUAACGGUAACGGGACGGCGAGGAACGGACUUCCGGCGAUUCAUACCCAUAAGAAGCAUGUGAACGGGAUUUGUCACGACGACAGCGGUCCGACGGUGAAGGCUAAGACGAUUGAUGAGCUUCACUCUCUUCAGAAGAAGAAAUCAGCACCUACCACUCCCGUUACGAGCUCCCAAACUCCCUUUGCCACCCUCUCUGAACAAGAGCGCCAGAAACAGCAACUCCAGUCAAUCAGUGCAUCAUUGGCGUCACUGACGAGAGAAACUGGACCAAAGGUGGUGAAGGGAGACCCAGCAAAGAAGUCAGAAUCACAAGUGCACCACGACCACCACCACCACCACCAUGUUGCUACUCCAACCAUCGCUGUUAGCGACAGUGCUCUCAAAUUCACCCAUGUCCUCUACAAUCUCUCCCCAGCUGAAUUAUAUGAACAAGCAAUUAAGUAUGAGAAAGGAUCGUUCAUCACUUCCACAGGGGCAUUGGCAACACUUUCUGGUGCCAAGACAGGGCGUUCUCCGAGGGACAAGCGCGUAGUUAAGGAUGAUGUUACUGAGAAUGAGCUUUGGUGGGGAAAGGGCUCCCCUAACAUUGAGAUGGACGAGCACACUUUUAUGGUGAACAGAGAAAGAGCCGUCGAUUACUUGAACUCUCUCGACAAGGUCUUUGUCAAUGACCAAUUCCUGAAUUGGGACCCUGAGAACAAAAUCAAAGUGAGGAUAGUAUCAGCAAGAGCUUAUCAUUCCUUGUUCAUGCACAACAUGUGUAUCCGACCCACUCCGGAAGAGCUGGAGAAUUUCGGUACUCCGGACUUCACUAUAUACAAUGCUGGACAGUUCCCCUGUAACCGUUACACUCACUACAUGACAUCCUCCACUAGCAUAGACCUUAAUCUUGCUAGGAGGGAAAUGGUCAUCCUCGGCACGCAGUAUGCCGGGGAGAUGAAGAAGGGCCUGUUCAGUGUCAUGCAUUAUCUCAUGCCUAAGCGUCAAAUCCUCUCCCUUCACUCCGGAUGCAACAUGGGAAGAGACGGCGACGUUGCUCUCUUCUUUGGACUCUCAGGUACUGGAAAGACCACCCUUUCUACCGAUCACAAUAGGUUCUUGAUUGGAGAUGAUGAACAUUGUUGGAGUGACAAAGGUGUAUCCAACAUUGAAGGUGGCUGCUAUGCCAAAUGCAUUGAUCUCUGCCAGGAGAAAGAGCCUGAUAUUUGGAAUGCAAUCAGAUUUGGCACAGUCUUGGAAAACGUGGUGUUUGAUGAGCAUUCCCGAGAGGUUGAUUACUCAGACAAAUCAGUUACAGAAAAUACAAGAGCAUCUUAUCCUAUUGAGUACAUUCCAAAUGCCAAAUUGCCAUGUGUUGGUCCUCAUCCAAAGAAUGUUAUACUUUUGGCUUGUGACGCCUUUGGUGUGCUACCACCUGUCAGUAAGCUAAACCUUGCACAGACCAUGUACCAUUUCAUCAGUGGUUACACUGCUUUGGUGGCUGGCACUGAGGAUGGUAUUAAGGAGCCAACAGCAACUUUCUCAGCUUGUUUUGGUGCUGCUUUCAUAAUGCUACACCCAACAAAGUAUGCUGCAAUGCUUGCUGAGAAGAUGGAGAAGCACGGCGCUACCGGCUGGCUUGUUAACACCGGUUGGUCUGGUGGGAGGUAUGGUUAUGGUAGCCGUAUCAAGCUACCCUACACAAGAAAAAUCAUUGAUGCUAUUCAUUCUGGAAGCCUCUUAAAUGCUGAGUACAAGAAGACUGAGAUUUUUGGGUUUGAGAUCCCAACAGAAGUUGAAGGGGUCCCUUCAGAAAUUCUUGAUCCUAUUAACACUUGGUCAGACAAAAAGGCCUACAAUGAAACACUGUUGAAGCUUGCUGGGUUGUUCAAGAAGAAUUUUGAGACAUUCACCAAUCACAAGAUUGGCAAGGACAACAAACUCACUGAAGAGAUUCUGGCAGCUGGACCAGUGUUUUGAAAAUGGAGAAUGCAUGCUGUGUUAAGUGGGGGUGGCUGGGAUUAAGGGAUUAUUAUUAUUGUUAGGAAAUAUAUAUAUAUGUGGUUGAAUAAACAUAUUAUAUAUUGCAUUUCUAAUAAUAAUUUUGGUUUAGUUGGUUUGGUUUUAGUCAUAUGUAAAGUUGAAGUGUUGCUACAUUUCUAACUUUUUCACAUGAAUGGAAUUCACUGCUUCUCAUUUUACUA